UCAAUGGGCACAGAUUCUGGGAAGUGGAGGAAAGAGUGAUGCAGGAUUAAGACAACUGUGUUGCACGUUAAAGACGAAAUUGAAAAUACCACUUCCUUGUUUCUUGUCAUUUCCAGUUCAGUUAUCCUCAAUUAAGAAUUAAUCUUGUGCCGAAUUUCUGAAGAAACAGUUCAGAUAUACUAGUCUGGUGAUAAUUUCAAGUCUUUACAUAGAAAAAGGAGGCUCAGUUGGGCAAUAUCCAAGACCUAAGGUUAACCUUUAUUGUUACUGACGUUAGUAAGAGUGAGACUUGAGUAAGUAAAGGUUGUCGCAAACACAGUUGGCAAGAGUGUCAAAGUUUAAUUGCUGAGGAGAGUGACUGAAGCCUGGAAGUAUAGUUUGUUGUGAACACAGAACUCUGUUUAGACAGUGAUGCAAAAUAUAGCUAGUUCUUUCAUUAGAGGCUUUGGCUUAAGCUCAGUGUCCGGACUUGGUGUGAGUUCCUCAAAGCUUACCUUAAAGAGGAGCAAUCAGUGGUAUGUUACUCUAAAUUUACCCUUUAAGAUUGGGAUACAUGCUAAGAAUAGUGUGUUCUCUUCACAUAGUGUCAGUUAUUCUACAUGUAAAUCAAAAGUUAGUUCUGUGUCAAAUUCUUUGAGCAAUACUUUCAUUGGGCAUUGUAAAAAUUACAGUAUUGGUAGUCAUUUACGGAUUUAUAAAAAUAUGCAUAUAAACCCAAAUCUGUCAUUGGCAACUUCUGACGUAAGCCAGCUUAAAGCUAAUGUACAGAAAAACUUUGGUCAUCGUUUCAUAUCAACUAGUUCUUUGUCUGGCUGUAGUCAAAAAACAGAGUCUUCAGACAUGUGUGAUAGAUUUGGGAACUCUGAGCAGGGAAACACAAAGUGUGUAAAACAUAUAUUAGAAAAGGAUGUUGAACUACAGUCAAUUUUGGAAGAUAUCAAUGAUGAUUUUGAAGGACCUUCAUUUCAUCCACAGAUUGAUAAAGGAGUUUAUGAAGGUAGAAAUCUGAAUAGUUUUGAAAAUGAAUGUUAUGAACAGCAGCCAUGGAUAGCCUGUGAUUUUCAGGAAAAUGACUUUUCAGACAUAGAUAUAACCUAUUUAUUUUCAAACCAAGUGUUUGAUACUAAGUGUGAUCAAGAUGAAACAAAAGAAAGAAGUUUUGCUAGUGAAACUGGAAAGAUUGGCUCAUCUAGCUCUCACUCAUGUUGUAGUAAACAUGAGCCUACAGUGUCAGCAGACAUAAGAGUUUCAACACCAGAUUCCAUUAUCAACUAUGAUCUGUUCCAUUACAUGGGAGAAAUAUGUCCUCUGGGAAAAGAAUCUCAACAAGGAGUAUUAGAUAUAAUAAGGAAGAACUUGGAAGAAAUGUCAGUGAUUGAAAUUCCAAAAUCACUUAAGCACAUUGACUACUUAAUCCUGGGAACAACCAGUUCACCCCAGCAACUCGAUAAGCUGAUAACUCAAGUUCAAGUGUUGUCCAGACUCCGAUACCAGUCAAAGUGACAUAGAAAACCUGUCAAUCAAAGUGAGGCCACUACCAUACAUCAACUGAUUGUGGCCAUGUCUUGUAGGUGUUACAAACCAGGUGACCAUUGAUGUUUUUUAUUAAUGGCACGUUAAUCUCACGUCAUGCUUCACACCUCAUACUGCACUGAUGAUCACACAAUCAUGUAUACAUGGUCA
This is a messenger RNA of Limulus polyphemus (Atlantic horseshoe crab), 1683 nucleotides long. RefSeq lists its product as uncharacterized. The transcript is spliced from 3 exons. The record is from RefSeq and is a predicted model, not a curated record. Bases 412 to 1503 code for a protein of 363 amino acids. Lineage: Eukaryota; Metazoa; Arthropoda; Merostomata; Xiphosura; Limulidae.